Molecule: messenger RNA, 1104 nt
Organism: Zymoseptoria tritici IPO323
Lineage: Eukaryota; Fungi; Ascomycota; Dothideomycetes; Mycosphaerellales; Mycosphaerellaceae
Exons: 4
Coding region: 1-1104 (367 amino acids)
Source: RefSeq, a predicted model, not a curated record
AUGGCCAAGCUGACCGAAAGCCCUUUGAAGCUGUCGAGCAUAUCGCCGCCAGACGAACAGGCCGCUUACCAGACCGCGGACCCCCUAGUCAGCAUCGCGUCCGCCCUGAAGCCUGCAGCUCCACCAUUUGCCGUUGUACCAUCAGUACCAACUGCAGAGUCGCUGCGAGAGGCUCUCGAGAGUCUUCCGCAGGAGCUCUACAAGAUGGUGUACGACCUCACCUUCACCGUAAAGACAGGUGCACGCGACAUCACCUCGCAAAAACUCAACGACCUCAAGCUCUUGCGCGUCGACCGAGCCAGUCGGAAGAAGUACGCAGAGACCUACUACGGUGGAGGCUCCAAGUUCUACUUCCCAUGCGACUACUACGACAAGAAAAUUCGCGACCUCAUUGCUGACUGGCUGCAGUGUCUGUCGAAGAACGAGAGAGCUCUCGUCGAGGUUGUGAUGAUCUGCAUAGAGACUGAGAGCCCGUUCUAUCCGGAGUUCUUUGAGAAUUGCAGCGCGGAUAUGGGACUCACUCGUCCGAUACGAGUGAUCUAUACUCAUGAGGCGUCGGAGAAAAUACCCGACGUUUAUGUUCGUGGUGUGAGCGAUCACGGAGAUCUUGAGAUCUACGACUCGGACGCUUUGACCAUGGCGGAACCACAAACCGUUGUCGGCUCUGAGGCUACUGGCAGCCCCUGCCCGGAGGACUUCCUCGCAGUGCUCCCUCAAGAGCUCCGCGACUGGGUUUACGAAUUCACCUUCACCGCGGCCACUUCGACCAAGCAAGAUCUCGACUCCCGUGUCGGUAGGGCCGAGUAUAUCGCACAUCUCAAACUUAUGCGUAUCAGCAAUACUACUCGCGCAAAGUAUGCUCAGUCCUACUUCAGCUCACGCACAUUCGCCGCCCGACAUGGACGUUUCUGGCUGAGGAGCAUCUGCCCAAGACAUCGCGAAGCGCUCGUUGAUGUCGAGUUUCGAGGCUGUUGGGGCGAUCGUAGUCCAAAUUACAUCCAGAGAGUUUACGAGACGGCUCGUGUUGGAAGAGAACUCGGGCAGUCCUUGGAGAACAAAGUGCGCGUCCUCUCUCGCAACCGCAAGACUGGAGUAUGGGAAUGA